CACAAACUGACCUGAGACAUCAGCCAGAAGUCAACUGUGACUACGAACAACAAGAGCAUAAAGGAUGGCAGACGCAGCCGUUGCAGCUCCCGCCGACAAGAAGGCCCCUCCCAAGUUCAAGCAGAGGGCUGCUCGUACCUUCAAGAGCAAGGCCCCUAAACCAGGCCAGAAGGGAUUCGGAGAUGACAUCCCCGGCAUGGAGGGUCUUGGCACAGACAUCACAGUGGUUUGCCCAUGGGAAGCCUUUGGCGACAUGGAGCUCAGCGACCUGGCGAAAUAUGGAAUUGUCUAGAAACCCAUUUGAACCCAAAAUAUUUCACCUCCCUGCGCUGAUUUUCCAUCACCCAGUCCUCCUCUCUCACCUUGUUCUCCUUCGCACACCUAAAUACCUGACCUGAUGUCUGUUGUUGUGUUAGGGCCCACAUGGCUUUUGGGAAAAGUUGCACAAAAAAAGCAAAACCCAAUGCUGAUCUCAAAAAGUUGAUAAAUUGGCAAAUAUAAUUUAUAUAUUAUAUUAUUUAUAUAUGCUUCACUGAGGCGCCCAUGCUUUGAGCAAUGACUCCAAACGCCCUGCCCCAUACUUUGCACUUGGCUUGUGAAAUUUCUGAGAUACAGUGAGCUAAAUCUGUUGUAAGCAGGUCUGAUCACUGUUUUGCAGUAUAUCACCACCAAACCAUCGCUCCUAUCUCCUGCCUUUUCUACUCCUCCUCCUCUUUGGAGCUAAUCCUUUUUAAUGUACAGAUGUUUAUGAUAUAAAUAUAUAUAUGAAUAUUUCUAUUUUUAUGAAUUAUGAAUGUACAUUUGUGCACACUAUCAAGGGAUAGUGAGUAGAGCUGUCAAUAAAUAUU
Epinephelus fuscoguttatus (brown-marbled grouper) is the source of this 848-nucleotide messenger RNA. RefSeq names its product retinal cone rhodopsin-sensitive cGMP 3',5'-cyclic phosphodiesterase subunit gamma-like. Gene Ontology annotation, molecular function: 3',5'-cyclic-nucleotide phosphodiesterase activity; cGMP binding. Gene Ontology annotation, biological process: positive regulation of epidermal growth factor receptor signaling pathway; visual perception; positive regulation of G protein-coupled receptor signaling pathway. The record is from RefSeq and is a predicted model, not a curated record. Lineage: Eukaryota; Metazoa; Chordata; Actinopteri; Perciformes; Serranidae. Bases 65 to 292 code for a protein of 75 amino acids. Gene Ontology annotation, cellular component: photoreceptor outer segment membrane. The transcript is spliced from 3 exons.